AUGUCGAACCCGACUCUGAUAUUCGCGCCUGGCGCGUGGUAUCCGCCUACAUCAUUCAACCUGAUUAUUGACAACCUGCUGGAGUACCGCCGCCGUACCGUUACAUUUCCCUCCAUCCAAUCGGCGACUAGGGUUCCAGACCUCCAACCGGACAUUGACGCUGUUCUGUUUACUGUCGAUCAAGAGGCAGAAGAAGGUCACGACAUAGUUGUCAUAUUGCAUAUUUGGGCGGGUGUACCUGGUUCUAGUGCAUUGGACGGACUGAGCAAAUCCGAGCGCCGGGCAAAAGGACGCAAAGGUGGCAUUGUGAAGCUAUUAUUUAUUGCCGCAUUUAUUCCUAUACUUGGAGAAAGCCUCGUCGGUGCGUUUGGCGGAAAACAUCCAUCCUGGUUUGUGAGGUAUGAAUCCAAAAAUACCGUGACUGCCAAUGAUCCACAUGGGAGGUUCUUUCAUGAUGUACCCAACGGAGCAGAGUGGGACAAAUCACUUGGGCCUCAUGCAUGGGCGACAAAGAUUGCACCUGCUACUGGAACCGCAUAUAGGACCAUUCCCUGUGCUUAUCUUCUCUGCAAAAACGACCGCGCGAUUCCUUUCGUGAUCCAGCAGAUGCUGAUAGACCGGGCGCGGGUGGAGGGGCCCAAUUCGAAACUGAAAUAA
Messenger RNA from Penicillium cataractarum, 657 nucleotides. RefSeq names its product alpha/beta hydrolase. The coding region runs from base 1 to 657 and encodes 218 amino acids. The transcript has 2 exons. The record is from RefSeq and is a predicted model, not a curated record. NCBI's taxonomy places the organism in Eukaryota, Fungi, Ascomycota, Eurotiomycetes, Eurotiales, Aspergillaceae.